AUGGGACAUCACUCAGCUAAAUCGGAUUUAAUAGGAAGGUCAACGCAAAAUAUGCGAGUUGCAGUAAUUGGAGGAGGCCUGGUUGGUCUGUCAACGGCUCUGUACAUCACUGAGUCCCUUCCACAAUGUACAGUCACUGUCAUUUCUGAGAAAUUCUCUCCAAACACCACUGGGGAUGUGGCUGCUGGAAGUCUCAUACCUCACACUUACCCUGACACCCCACUUCAUCAUCAGAAAGACUGGUUCAAGGAGACGUUUGAUUAUCUUUUUAAAAUUGCUAACUCUCCAGAAGCUGCUGUGGCUGGUGUUAGCUUAAUUUCUGGAUGGCAAGUAUUCAAGAUGCCUCCUAAGGAUGCCUUUCCAUUUUGGGGCAGUGUGGUUUUGGGUUUUCGUUUGAUGACAGAGGCGGAGCUGGCAAAAUUCCCAUCUUAUACAUUUGGGCAGGCCUUCACCACACUAAAAUGCCAAUCUUCACUUUAUUUGCCAUGGAUGGAAAAAAGAUUUAAAAUGAACGGUGGACAUAUAGAAACCAGGAAAGUACAUGAUAUCUGGGAGCUACAUGGCAGUUAUGAUGUGGUUAUGAAUUGCACUGGGCUAGGCGCUCGGGAUCUGAUUGGUGAUAUGACAGUAUUUCCUGUAAGAGGACAAGUACUGGAGGUCCAUGCCCCCUGGCUUAAACACUUCAUCAGAGAUGUGGAUGGCAGCACUUACAUUUAUCCUGGACAAGAUGGUGUAACUCUUGGUGGAACCAGAGAAGUAGAUGACUGGAGUCUCUUACCGGUUGCACAGACCAGCAAAGAGAUAAUACAUCGCUGCUCUAAUCUUGAACCUUCUCUGCAUGGUGUUGCAGUAAUCAAAGAGAAAGUAGGUCUGAGACCAACAAGGGCAGCAGUGAGAAUAGAACAAGAGAUCCUUUGCAAAAAUAAGCAACAGCUUCCUACAAUACAUAAUUAUGGUCAUGGUGGAGGUGGAUUUUCUGUCCAUAGAGGUACGGCUAAGGCAGCCACCGAACUGUUGGUAAAGUUGAUCCCAUUUAAAACAGACUUCUAUUGCAAGUCAAAAUUAUAA
Messenger RNA from Staurois parvus, 1068 nucleotides. The record is from the annotation of a GenBank genome assembly. NCBI's taxonomy places the organism in Eukaryota, Metazoa, Chordata, Amphibia, Anura, Ranidae.